AUGUUGAGAGAUUCAGAAACCAGUGAAUCAGUUGCGCCCUCCAUCCAAGAUAGUUCUAGCGAUAAUGACGAGAACUAUGAAGUUUUCAGCAGUCAAAUAUACGCACCGUACGAAGACGAACCACUUGCUGACGAACGUGAAGACAGCAAUGAAGAAAAUGAAAGCGAUCUAGCAGAUGAACACGCCGAUAUCGAUGGCCUUACACCUUCAGUAUUGGAAGCACGAUAUGAAAAUACUGUAUCAGUUGAAUCCUGGUAAGUAUUGAGAUAUAUUUUUUAUGAAAAUAUAUAUUUUAUCGAUCAUGUUGAUAUAUUAAUUAAAAUAAUAACCCAGUUUCGGACUAUGUGGCAUGUGAUGUGUAUUAAACAUAUUUACCAUUUUAACAACUCAAAUUUAUACUCGGAUUGUCAUUUUAUAUACAUACAGGUGCAAAUGUCAACAAUGUCAUGCUGAAACUUUAGUGGGGGCUCUGGAAUUUCAUUGCUGUCGAGAAGUUGUUGAUGUACCAGGGAACAUGGCCUUUGAUGGCUCUAUUGAAAAGAUCAACUGUAUCACAGAGCAUGAUGACUAUGGAGCUAUGAUUAUAAUCGUGCAGUAA
Messenger RNA from Paramuricea clavata, 598 nucleotides. The record is from the annotation of a GenBank genome assembly. NCBI's taxonomy places the organism in Eukaryota, Metazoa, Cnidaria, Anthozoa, Malacalcyonacea, Plexauridae.